UUAAGGUCGGUCAGCGAAUGAAGCAGCCGAUACACAAUAUAUUCACAAAUAAUAAGUUCAAUUUUAUUAUAUACAGUGGGACCCAUAAAACUAUGGAAUAUGUAGACGACAUUUAAGCAAUCUCAAGACGUCAGGUUCUAAACAUUUAAGAUUAGAAACAAUUAGAAUUUGAGGCGAGUGUUAUGUUGAUUGUUCCUAUAUAGAAUUAGUUGAUUUCGUUUAAAGUUCGGGAAAAGUUUUAAAGUUGCGCAAAAUACUGAUCAAUCAUAAUAUUUACAUGAGACUUUUAAUCAAAAAAUAAAAAUGCAAAUAACUUUUACAUCAGCUGACAAUGGCAAAUAACAAGAUGGUUCUUGAGAAGUAUCUCAGGAGUUUAGAGGAUGCAUAUCAAGAUGAAUCAAGAAGAGAUUUCAACGAUGAAAUCAAUUACGAAGAGGAACCUUUUAAACCUAUUCCAUUUUAUUCGCUGUUCGGAAUAUCAGAGGAUCAAUAUCAAGAAGAUACUUUCAAGUUUGAUGAAGAUCUUGAGGAUAUGAAGGGUUUGAAGACAAUUACAAAAACAAAAUCUUGGAUUUGGCCAAAAUAUUCACAGUUUGGAAGGUUUAAGCCUGAUUCAUGUCUGCACCAUAUACAAGGAAGGUUUUCUGGCAAUUUCCUAAAGAACGGUCCUUACACUCUGUUUUACAACGAUGGAACCUAUCUAAAAGUAUUUCUAAGGAACGGUUUAAUUCACGGCUUAGCUUUAAGAUAUUUUGAUGAUGAGUGGGUUUGGGCGGGCCAUGUAAAAAUGGGCGUGGCUACAGGACUAUGUUUGGCCAAGGAGUGGGAGGGCGGAGGAAUUAUCAUCGGGGAGGUUGAUGAGAAAGGAGAACAUACAGGGGAGAAUAUAACUUACAUUUAUCCAGAUUACAAAACUGCGCUUCAUGGAUGUUUUAAUAAUUCUGUGAUGAAAAGUGCAAAAUGUUCAGAGAUCAGCUCCUUAAAGAUUUUGGAGGGUGAAUUAAAAUACAGGGUGGAGAUUAUGAAUCCUAAUUCAAAAUUCACAUUUUCACCAUCAGACUAUAACGGGUUUAUUGGAGACUGUCCUCAUUUAAGAGAUCCUUAUGAAGAUAAAUAUAUCGAAGUUAGGAUUUCUAGUAUGGAGGGAGGAGGGGAGGGAAUCUAUGCUCUGAAAAAUAUUCCAACAGGAAUUCUAGUUGCCAUGUUUAACGGAAUUAAAUACGAGUUGGUCUCAAAUCCAGCUUCAGGAAUAGAUUCUGAAGAAGAGGCAUAUGACCGACUAUCCUACAAUAUUCACAUGCCUCAAGAUGAAGAUUUCUUCCUAGAUAUUCCUCCAUUAUAUCGAAGUUUGGAGAAUUACUCAGCUUCUUUAGGACACAAGGUUAAUCAUUCAUUCAAACCCAACUGUAGAUUCUCAACAAUAUUUCAUCCUAGAUGGGGAAGAAUAAGAGCUAUAACGUCUAUUUCUCCAAUUUUAAAGGAUGAAGAAUUAUUUGUGAACUAUGGAUAUGAUCUGAACAGAUCUCCGCUAUGGUUUAAGGAAUUAUGGAACUCCCACAACUCGGAGAAAGUUUAUAUUAAACCAAAAUUAUUCUGAAUAUAUAUUCUUACCUUUUA
Molecule: messenger RNA, 1617 nt
Organism: Eurytemora carolleeae
Lineage: Eukaryota; Metazoa; Arthropoda; Copepoda; Calanoida; Temoridae
Product: histone-lysine N-methyltransferase SETD7
Exons: 17
Coding region: 332-1597 (421 amino acids)
Molecular function (GO): protein binding
Source: RefSeq, a predicted model, not a curated record